AUGGCAGGUGGGCCCAAAUUGCAGCUCAACUGCCAGCCGAGAGGGCUUCCGAAUUUAGCUACACCCUCGCAAGUCGAGCAGCAAAUUAUUACGUACGACCCUCUUUACUUACCCGAUUUUCAAGCUAAUGUCGAAAACGAGCAUUAUUACCAAUCGAGGGGCGUUUUCGUCAAUAACUUGUCGAACUUGGAUCACAAUAAUAGCAUGAUGGUGGAGUCGAGCUCGACCGGGGCCCACAUGGAUGUCAGCAACAUGGUCGAAAACGGCGGCAUUAUGUCGUGGGGCCCUCGGGAAAAUUAUAAGUUCGACCCGUUUUUUCGGUUUGAGGUUGAAGAAAAGAGGCCAAGUACAUUGUGGCAAGAAGGGACUCAAUCUCAAAGGUUUGAUGAUCAAGAGAGCUCAGGGGGUGUUUUUUGUAAUUACACACUGGCAGCAUUUUCUCAGGGGUUGCCAGGGGUAAAUUUGGAUGUCUACAAUCAAAUAUAA
This is a messenger RNA of Striga hermonthica, 486 nucleotides long. The record is from the annotation of a GenBank genome assembly. NCBI's taxonomy places the organism in Eukaryota, Viridiplantae, Streptophyta, Magnoliopsida, Lamiales, Orobanchaceae.